Pseudocercospora fijiensis CIRAD86 is the source of this 1485-nucleotide messenger RNA. RefSeq lists its product as uncharacterized. NCBI's taxonomy places the organism in Eukaryota, Fungi, Ascomycota, Dothideomycetes, Mycosphaerellales, Mycosphaerellaceae. Gene Ontology annotation, cellular component: membrane. Gene Ontology annotation, molecular function: transmembrane transporter activity. Gene Ontology annotation, biological process: transmembrane transport. The transcript has 8 exons. The record is from RefSeq and is a predicted model, not a curated record. The coding region runs from base 1 to 1485 and encodes 494 amino acids.
AUGGCAGACACCAAGAGCGUGACAGAGCGAGUCCAGGAUUGCGAAUUGGACAAACCUAUUCCAGGGCAAGAUGAGGCGGCACCCUACCCACCGUGCCUUCAUGGUCUCAGCGAUGAAGAAAUCAAGAGGCUUGGCAGAAAGACAACAUUCAAGCUGGAUAUGUUCGUCAUGCCCGCGAUGACAAUCAUGUACAUUUUGAACUAUCUUGAUCGACAGAAUAUCGCUGCAUCGAAGCUGGCAAACAUCAUGGAAGACUUGGAUAUCACUGUCACCCAGUACAAUGCCUGCGUUAGCAUCCUGUUCGUGGGAUACAUUCUGAUGCAAGUGCCUUCGAACCUGGUCGUAAGCAAGAUCAAAUGGCCAGGUCUCUACCUCUGUGCUGCUGUGGCGCUCUGGGGAGUCGUCUCCGCUUGCACAGCGGCUGUUAAUUCCUUUGGGAGCCUUGUGGCAUGUCGAUUCAUGCUUGGCUUCGUUGAGGCAGCUUUCUUCCCAGGAGCUUUCUACUACCUCUCAUGCUUCUACAAUCGCAAGCAGAUCGCAUUCAGGACAGCCAUUCUGUACAGUGGAAGCCAGCUCGGAAAUGCUUUUGGAACGCUUUUCGCAAUUGGCAUCAUUAAGCUCGACGGAGCACAUGGCCUGGAAGGUUGGCGAUGGCUGUUCCUCAUUGAAGGUAUUCUCACCGUCGGCCUGGCUGCCGUAUUCGCUUGCUACAUUCCGAACUCUCCUCGACAGAUUAUGGGCUUCACGGAACAGGAGCACGAAUGGCUGCGAUGGAACUACGAAUCUGAUCAAAAGCAACAAGACGAGUCUGGUGAGGUCACGGCUAAGAAGGGGUUCACGAUGGCUGUCACCGAUCCGAAGACAUGGCUAAUGAUGGCUACGCUCUAUGCAACCUACACGAGUGCAGCCGUAAACAACUUCUUCCCAACUGUCGUUGGCGGUCUUGGCUUCUCACGCAACGCGACUUAUGGUCUCACCGCGCCACCAUUCUGCUUCUGCGUCAUUUGCAUGCUUGUGAACGGCUUCUGGAGCGAUAAGAGAAAAAAUCGAUACCUACACAUCGUAAUCCCGCUAUGCAUUACGGUCGUGGCAAACAUCAUUGCCGUCUCCACACUCAGCGUUGCUGGCCGCUACUUCGCAAUGAUGCUGAUGCCGGCUUCUUUCUACUCUUCAUCGAUCGUGCAGUUGUCAUGGAUCUCCGGCAGUUUGUCACAGCCUGCAGUCAAGCGUGCCGCAUCCAUCGCGCUGAUCAAUUGCAUCUGCAACACGCCAAACAUCUGGACGGCGUACCUCUACUACGACUCUCCUCGUUACGUUGCUGCAUUUGGGGUCAACCUGGGAGCGGCUGUGGUUGCAAUUGGUUUCGCCACCCUGACAUUCUUCUACCUUCGCCGAGAGAAUGCAAAGAUGGAUCAGGGCAAGCCGUUGGGUAAGAGCUCUCCCACCGCGAGACAGCAAGCUGCUGGGUUCAGAUACAUGUUGUAG